AUGGAAAUGGACAUGAACUCCUCGAUUGGGGAGACAACAGCGGGCUACCCGGACUACAGCUCAGAGACGGACGCUCCGCUCUGCAACAGAGAAACAAAUCACAACUUUGGGGUCAAACUCUCUACCUUCUACCUGCUGAUUUUCACACUGAGCGUGGUGGGAAACAGCUUGGUCCUCUAUAUCAUCUGCAAGUUCGAGAAACUCAACACGGUGGGGAACAUCUUCCUCCUCAACCUGGUGGUGUCGGACCUGGUCUUCAUGUCCAGUCUGCCCUUCUGGGCCGUAUACCACCACGCGUCCAGCUGGGUCUUUGGCCGGGUCUGGUGUAAGAUUGUGGGCAGCGCCUACUUCCUGGGUUUCUACAGCUCGAUCCUGUUCCUCACUCUCAUGACCUUUGACCGGUACCUGGCAGUGGUCUACGCCGUGCCGUCCACCAGGCUACGUCGGAGGAGCUACGCCCUCGCCUCAUCCGCCGCUGUGUGGGGCAUCAGCCUCCUGGCGUGCAUCAAGCCGUUUCUACUCUACGACCAGGCCGAGCAUUACUACCAGGGGUUGGUGUGUGAGGAGGUUGGUAUCCCAGAAUCGAUUGUCUCUGAGGAAUUGGAGCUGUCGGGGCCAUACCUCCAGUUAGGUUUGUUUUUCCUAUUUCCUCUCAUUGUUGUUUUUUACUGCUACGUUAGGAUUGCCGUGACGGUCAUCUCCUCUAGGAUGACCAACAAGUACAGGACGGUGAGACUCAUAUUUGUCAUAGUACUGCUGUUCUUUGCAUGCUGGACUCCUUAUAAUGUGGUGGUGAUGCUUCAAGCAGCUGAAGUCGACUGUGUGAAACUCCGUAAACUUGACUAUGCGCUGCAUGUUACUCGUAUGGUCACAUAUCUGUACUUCUGUAUCAAUCCUGCCUUCUACACCUUUGUGGGGAGAAAAUUCCAGAACCACUUCCGGAUUCUGCUGCAGAAACAUAUGCCGUGUUUAAAGAACCAUGUCUCAAUCAAUGGUAGCCGGACACUGUCACAUAUUAGAAACCCUCAAGUGGGCAUGACUAGUCAAACAGAUGUUCUGGUAUGAUAUAGGAGCCCUGUGGCACAGGAAUGUACAUGAAUUAAUGUCUUGGAGUCUCAUAUUAGUUAAUGAACCUUGAAAAAUGUAUGUAGCUAUUCCACUGUGCCUCUGCCUCUGCAUUGCUUACUCUUUG
This is a messenger RNA of Salvelinus fontinalis (brook trout), 1192 nucleotides long. RefSeq names its product C-C chemokine receptor type 3-like. Lineage: Eukaryota; Metazoa; Chordata; Actinopteri; Salmoniformes; Salmonidae. Gene Ontology annotation, biological process: immune response; chemotaxis; G protein-coupled receptor signaling pathway. Gene Ontology annotation, cellular component: membrane. Gene Ontology annotation, molecular function: chemokine receptor activity. The record is from RefSeq and is a predicted model, not a curated record. The coding region runs from base 1 to 1065 and encodes 354 amino acids. The transcript has a single exon.